CUUAUUCACCAGGGCCCCUGAUAGUGGGGAUGGACUCGGAGCAGACAGAAACCAGGUCGCGGCCCCUGAGUACCCCUGCUCGUGGUAGAGGGAUUCGCCAGAGGUAUGUGCAGGUAGAAAGCCUGAUGUGAAGAGGCAGAAGGUGUGAGCAGGGACGGCUGGAUCCGUGCAGGAUGGAUGGAUGGAUGGCAGAGUAGCUAGCGUGGUCAGAUGGGUCAGGUCAGCAACGUGCGGGCAGCGAGGUACCGAAGGAGCAGGCAGAGAAUGGUCAAGGUCACAAGCCGGGUUCAGUAACUCACGGGCAGCGCGGUACAAAGGAUCAGGCAGAGAAUGGUCAAGGUCACAAGCCGGGUUCAGUAACUCACGGGCAGCGCAGUACAAAGGAUCAGGUAGAAGGAUGGUCAGGCAAGCCAGGGGUUCAACAGGAGAUGGUCAACAGAGGUCAGGAUCAAGCAGGGUCAGCAACGAAGCAGGAACACAGGAUACCAGGUACAGAGGCGCAUGGGAAAACAUACACCAAGGCCCA
Staurois parvus is the source of this 526-nucleotide messenger RNA. The record is from the annotation of a GenBank genome assembly. NCBI's taxonomy places the organism in Eukaryota, Metazoa, Chordata, Amphibia, Anura, Ranidae.